Aethalodelphis obliquidens (Pacific white-sided dolphin) is the source of this 3274-nucleotide messenger RNA. It is a transcript of the gene LIPN, whose product is annotated as lipase family member N. Gene Ontology annotation, biological process: lipid metabolic process. The record is from RefSeq and is a predicted model, not a curated record. NCBI's taxonomy places the organism in Eukaryota, Metazoa, Chordata, Mammalia, Artiodactyla, Delphinidae. Gene Ontology annotation, molecular function: hydrolase activity, acting on ester bonds. Bases 1231 to 2424 code for a protein of 397 amino acids. The transcript has 9 exons.
UCAAAAUUUAUCACAAUCGGGAGACAGGUUGGGAGCGGUAGCCAGGUGUAAGGGCUCUGUGCUGAGGCUGCCUUUGUUCCUGUCCUAGUUCUGUCACCUCUCUGUUCUGUAACCUUGGGCAGAUCUUUCAUCUUUCUAAGCCAUUGUUAAUUUCAUUGACAAAAACGAGAAUGAUAACAGUAGCUGCUUUAUGGCAUUUCUCUGAGGUUUAAAUAACACAAUGUGAAGCAUUUAGAAUAGUGUCUGACACAAGCUAAGCCCUAAAUAGUUAUUAGUUUCUAAAUGUUUUUAAUUAUAUAACAUUUACAAAAGUAAAAUCGUCUUCAUCCAGAUAGCAAAUUUAUCGAAAGCUAUUUAACUUCAAAAGUAAAUUCUGAAUUUCUAGAAGUCUGUCAUUAAUUUGUUACAGUAAAGCCUCUCUGAUGUUAUUCUCUUGUUCGUUCUUAGAUUUUAAAAAAAUAGUGAAAGCUCACACUGGGCUUAGUGCUUUCUGUGUCACUUAAUCCUCCCUACAGCCCUAUAAGGUAAGUUACAUUAUUAUCCUAAUGCUACCAGUGAGAAAACCAGGAGACAAAGCUACUGAAUAACUUACCCAAGGUCAGAAAUCUUGUUCAUGGUGAGGCUGGACUUCGAACUCAGGCCAUUGGACUGCAACUCCCCUAUGAUGAGUAAUCUGCCUGGCGAUUAUGGUCAGGCUGGUUUGAGGAGACAUGCUUUUAAGCCAUGCCAAGGAAGAGACACUGCACAUUUAAAUGUGCCAAAUUUGCCUUUGGGUGUCCACAAGAAAAAUAAUCACAUCACUUAAAACUGAUCAUAAGCCUGUCUGAAGCUUCCUUGUUCAUGGCUCUUGUUUUUUUGGUGGGUUGCUGGAUGAGACUAGAGGAUAACUCCACUUUUAGCUUUGCCAUGGUAUGGAAACUUGUCCUCUGAAUCUUCAUGUGUUCUGACAACUCACAGGUGAGCAAAGAUUUAAAUUAAUUGAAAAGCUUGGAUUAAAAUAAAACAAAAAAGAAGGCUUCGUACUAGAUUGAAUUCAUUUCAUUUCUGGAAGUGGACUAUGUCAGGGCAAUUUCUAUGUGAAAAAAAUAGAUGAAUAGUGCUCGGAGUUAGCUCACUGUAUUUACUCCCUUCCACGCUGUCUCAGCUUUCUCUAUUUUAAUUUCGUGAAUCUACUUUGACAUAUGACAUUAAUCUGCGGUUAUUAAAUGUUUUACACCAGGCAUUCACGUGAUGUGGCUGUUUCUAACAACAACCUAUUUGAUUUGUGGAACUUUAAAUGCUGGCGGAUUCUUUAAUUUGGAGAAAGAAGCAAAUCCUGAAGUGUGGAUGAAUAUUAGUGAAAUCAUCACCUACAAUGGCUACCCCAGUGAGGAGUACGAAGUCACCACUCAAGAUGGGUACAUACUCAGUGUCAACAGAAUCCCCCAUGGACGAAGAGACAAUAGGAGCACAGGUGCCCAGCCAGUUGUAUACUUGCAGCAUGCUCUGUUUGCAGACAGUGCCUCCUGGCUUGAGAAUUAUGCCAAUGGCAGCCUUGGAUUCCUUCUAGCAGAUGCAGGUUACGAUGUAUGGAUGGGAAACAGUCGGGGCAACACUUGGUCAAGGAGACACAAAACACUCUCAGUGAAUGAAGAGGAAUUCUGGGCCUUUAGCUUUGAUGAAAUGGCCAAAUAUGAUCUCCCAGGAAUAAUAGACUUCAUUGUAAACAAAACUGGUCAAGAGAAGUUGUAUUUCAUUGGACAUUCACUUGGAACUACAAUAGGGUUUGCAGCCUUUGCCACCAUGCCUGAACUGGCACAAAGAAUCAAAAUGAAUUUUGCCUUGAGUCCUGUGAUCUCAUUCAAAUACCCCACGGGCAUUUUUACCAGUUUUUUCCUACUUCCAAGUUCCUCAGUCAAGAGGAUUUUUGGUACCAAAGGUUUCUUUUUAGGAGAUAAAACAGGCAAGUCAGCUUCUACCAAAAUCUGCAACAAUAAAAUAUUAUGGGUGAUAUGUAUUGAAUUUAUGUCUUUAUGGGCCGGAUUCAACAUGAAAAAUGUGAACAUGAGCCGAAUGGAUGUGUAUAUGUCCCAUGCUCCCACUGGAUCGUCAAUACAGAACAUCCUGCAUAUAAAACAGCUUUACGGAUCUGAUGAAUUCAGAGCUUAUGACUGGGGAAGCGAAGCAGAGAACAUGCAUCAUUACAAUCAGAGUCGUCCCCCACUAUAUGACCUGACUGCCAUGAAAGUGCCUACUGCUAUUUGGGUUGGUGGAAGUGAUGUCCUUAUAACACCCCAGGAUGUAACCAGGGUACUCCCCCAAAUCAGGAAUCUCCAUUACUUCAACCUAUUGCCAGAUUGGAACCACUUUGAUUUCAUCUGGGGCCUCGAUGCUGCUCAACGGGUGUACAGUAAAAUCAUAGAUUUGAUGAAGUCAUUUCCCUGACCGCAAUACAUCUACUCUUCAGUUAAAAGUUGUUUCCAAGCCCAUAAGAGGCUUUGGGCAAAAUACUAAUCAGCAAUGAGGUCUACUCCAGCAUCCUUCACCUUGUUGCUGUCACUGAGGUGUUCCCUUAUCACGGCAUCCCAGCUAGGAAUUAUUUGUACUGUGCUGCUCUUUCGGAAAUGUCCACAUCUGAAAUCUUAGAAUCUUCCCCUCAGUCAGGGCUAGGUCUAUUUUUAAAUCUAAGGCCUAGUAAACUCUUCUCUGCUAACUGUACACUUCAGGGAGGAGUUAAAAGAGGCCUUUCUCUUUCUUAUUUCAAAUAUAUAUAGUGGUUUCAUGCAAAUGAUACUCACUCCCCACCCCCUGGCCUAGAUAAACCUUGUCAAGGGAGUCAUUUGGCAAUAUGUUUUGGGUGGCUGUGAUCUUGUGGCUUUCUUGAAAUCACAAUUAGGGCAAUAGUCAUAUGGUCAUCUAUAGACAAGCUAUGAAACAAGCCUGACCCACAUCAAGCAUGAAAAAAUUAGCAGAAUGGAAAACUAACCAAAUUAAAGUAUUCCAGGAGUUUGUUUUACUGUUACAAGCUAGGGGGAAAACUAACUCUUAGUAAGCAUAUGACUCAACUGGAAGGAGUGGAAGGAUGUGGCUGUAAUAGAUUAGCCUACUAGUUAUAAACAUUUAAGAGGCGUUGGACAGCGGUUGAUAUGUUUACAGAGAGAAAAGAAGGUAUUGGUUAAUAUAAGAAUCUGGUUAAGUGGGGGUCAGUUAAGAGAGCUCCUAUGGGAUUUGUCUUAUUCAGCUACUGCUACAACAAUGCUUUGUAAUAAACAACUCAGUGGCUUAUAACAGCAAA